Eurypyga helias (sunbittern) is the source of this 3696-nucleotide messenger RNA. RefSeq names its product sperm specific antigen 2 (gene ITPRID2). Bases 52 to 3465 code for a protein of 1137 amino acids. The transcript has 16 exons. Gene Ontology annotation, molecular function: signaling receptor binding. The record is from RefSeq and is a predicted model, not a curated record. Lineage: Eukaryota; Metazoa; Chordata; Aves; Eurypygiformes; Eurypygidae.
ACGCCUCUGGGAGCCUCCCUGGAUGAGCAAAGCAAUCCUCUGUUGAAGGGCAUGCUGGUGAGAAAUGGAGGAAGUUUUGAAGAUGACUUAUCCCUGGGUGCCGAAGCUAAUCAUCUACGGAGUGAUGACCAUAUGGAAACGUGCAAUGGUGUGCCGGCGAAGGAGAGGAGGCUGCAGUUCCACCAGAAGGGGAGAAGUAUGAACUCCACCGGGUCUGGAAAAAGCAGUGCGACUGUUUCAAGUGUUUCUGAAUUACUGGAGCUUUAUGAGGAAGAUCCUGAAGAAGUGCUCUAUAACCUUGGGUUUGGAAGAGAUGAACCAGAUAUUGCUUCAAAAAUUCCAGCGAGAUUUUUUAAUUCAUCAUCAUUUGCCAGAGGAAUAGAUAUCAAAGUCUUUUUGAAUGCCCAAAUACAGCGCAUGGAAGUGGAAAAUCCAAAUUUUGCUUUAACAAGUCGUUUUCGUCAGAUUGAAGUGCUUACUACUGUGGCCAAUGCUUUUUCUUCUUUGUAUUCUCAAGUUUCUGGGACUCCCUUGCAAAAAAUUGGUAGUAUGAAUUCAGUGUCUUCCAGCAAAGAGGCAUCCAGCCCUCCACCUUUAAAUCGCAGCAAUACAGCCAGUCGGUUGAUGAAGACCUUGUCAAAGCUCAAUCUGUGCGGCACACAGCAAGGCGAUGGUAGCAGCUGCUCGACCCCUUCACCUGUUGAAAAAGGGAAAAGUCCAGCUGAACCAGGGAGUGAGGAAAGCGAUGUUAAAAAUGAAUAUAAAUUACCAAAAUACUCUAAAAAGAAAGACUCUGCCUCUUUUUUGGCUACUGUAAAGGAGGAGAUAGCCAGUAGUCAGACAAAUGCUGCAGGCUCACAUAAACCUGCAAACCUUCCUGCUGGGACUGAGGAUAAGCAAGAAGGUACUGUGUCUCCAGCAGAUGUGCAGAGCAGCAGGUUGGCAAGUGCCCAGGAUGGACUGUGUGAAGAAUCUGGUCCUUUGGACUCGCCAAGCCUCAGCAGCAGUUCCAGUACAUCCAACAGCAGCACCUCGACACAAAGGCUGCCCACAGCAUCGUCAGGUAGAGACCCCUGCGCUCCACUCCCAAACCCGUCCAUAAUGAAUCUCAUGCUGCAGCAGAAGGACUCCUUUGAGAUGGAAGAGAUCCAGAGUACAGAGGGGGAUCUACCGCACGUUCCAGCGUCUCACCAGCUGGCAGUGACCAAGUCAAGGAAAGAUCAGCUAUUACGGAGUGCGAGUCAGCACUCUGACAGCAGUGGCUUCGCUGAGGACUCCUCCACAGAUUGUUCUCCGUUUAAUCAGCUUCAGGUUCAGGAGUCUUUGCAGGGCAUGGGAAGUAGUGCAGACAGCUGUGACAGUGAGACAACCGUGACGUCGCAUAGUGAAGAACAGAAGACACCGGUAGCCAAGGAACUGCCCUGUUUCAGUAAGUUUGAGGAGGAGGAAGAUGAGGAUGAGGAAGAAGAUAUCAUCUCUCAAGUAGAGAGACAAAAGGUUGGGGUACCUUCUGAGAAUAGAAGGAGUGAAGAUAGAAAAAUUAUUGACUCUGAAACUGAACAAAAUCUAGGAGGAGGAAUCAAGUUAUCUCGUGUAUCAGAGACAGUCCAAGGAGAGGUCAGCUCUAAAGAGGAAGAUAUUUCCAGUCAGCAAAAAGACCUGGAGCUGCUGGAGGAAGGCAGCGUGUUUGAGUUUCCUCAGUACCACACGCACCAUAUCCUCAGGUCAAUGGAGUCUCUGGGAGGUGGCAGCUCCUCCCCAUCGUCUGUGGACAGGGUUCACAUUGCUUUGCAAAGAGCCGAGAUGAGGAUCAUCAGCACAUCGGAUUCCAGGGCCGGGCGCUCUCUGCUCAAGUCAAAAGAUCUCCUGAGGAAGCAGAGACUCUGGUUUGCUGAAUCGGGCUAUCCUCUAAGGCGGUCUCAGUCUCUUCCAACUGCAUUGCUGAAUCCAGUGAAAGUGGUGUCUUCUGUAAAUGUCCAGUUAACUCCAGGAAAAGAGACUCUGUGCAGCCCUCCGUCUUUCACCUACAAGUACACACGUGUGGAGGGAGACGAGAAAGCGACGUCUGAUAAUGACAAAAGUGAGGGUGAGGCAGCCGCCAGCCAGCCAGUGUGCAAAUCCACAUUGUUCAUUGCGCCUUCCUCCUCCAAAAAAGAAGUGCCCCAGACUGGGCCCAGCAGGCUGUCCGAGGAGGCCAGUCCCACCAGGGUACAGAGCUGCCUGCUGCACAUGCCAGCACACAUGUCCCAGUCGACGUGCUCCCUCCACUCCCUCCCCACUGAGUGGCAGGACAGACCGCUCUGUGAGCAUGUAAGGACGCUGAGUACCCACAGCGUCCCGAGCAUCUCUGGUUCUUCCUUUGGCACCUUGCUUUCCCCCUUCAGCUGUCCCUUCUCUGCAAGGCAUGCUGGAUUUCCUCAUCGACCUCAUGUCAUCAACCCACCCUCCACUGUGGAGAUGCAGCUUCGCCGGGUCCUACAUGACAUCAGAAACUCUCUGCAGAACCUCUCACAGUACCCGGUGAUGAGGGGUCAGGAUCUUUCAGCAGCCACCGGUUACACUACUCAGAGAUCGUCCAUUCUACCUCUCUAUGAAAAUACUUUCCAGGAGCUACAAGUGGUAAGGCGAAAUCUAAACUUAUUCAGAACCCAGAUGAUGGAUUUGGAAUUGACUAUGUUACGUCAACAGACAACAGUUUAUCAGCAUAUGACAGAAGAGGAAAGAUAUGAAGCUGAUCAGCUACAGAGCUUGAGAAAGUCUGUCCGCAUGGAGUUACAGGAGUUAGAGAUGCAGUUAGAAGAACGUCUGCUUGCUUUGGAAGACCAGCUGAGAAGUCUGCACAUGUCUUCGCCUUACAGACCUCAGACACACAUAGGUAUGUAUGGAAGCAGAAGCGCUGAUAAUCUAUCAUGCCCUUCUCCAUUGAAUGUCAUUGAACCGGUCUCCGAACUUAUUCGAGAGCAAUCAUUUCUGAAGUCUGAACUAGGCUUAGGACUAGGAGAUCUUGGACUGGAAACUCUCCCAGCAGAGGGUGCAGAGUCGGUAUUCUCCCAUGGAAACUCUGAUUCCUCUUCAGUGUGCUCCGGUCACGCAGGUAGAAAGGCUGUUGCUGGAUCCUCUGAACUAACAGGAAAGUCAAAGGGUCAAAGCAAGAAGUUAUACCGGGCCUCUGUUGCCUUAACACCAACUCCCCCGGUGAGAGCAGGCGCUGGGCAGCAAGUGGAAAGCUCUGAGGAGCUUGCAGAUUCCAAGCCAGAGGAGGAUCACAAACUUGAAAAAGUCCCUCUCGUGCCUUUGGUUGAUGAAAUCCACAGAAGUGUGGAGCAGGAGGAGCUGCAGCAAGUCAUACGGGAGAUCAAGGAAUCUAUUGUUGGUGAAAUACGACGAGAAAUAGUAAGUGGAUUGUUAGCAGCUGUGUCACCCCAAAGCAGAUCUGCAACUGCAAAACAAGAUAUGCAGCCAUGAAAUGGGUACUACAGGUUGGAUGUGGUCCGAAAUGCGGUGGGAUUCUGCUUUGGGCGCCGUACGCUGGCGGAAGUGUCGAGUUAGUUUGCUUCAGGAGAUGUUAAAGCUGCUGAGAUAGGCUACUGUAUUUGACGCUUCGUUCUAUGAUGUGUACCUUUCCUUGAGUUCAUCUAUAACGACUUAGACACUUUAACUAGUUCAUUAAUUUCCUUAAAGCAUCAACAAAGCUGU